AUCAUUUAAGUCAUUGAUUUCAGUAGACAUUCUGAUAAAGUAAGUCCAGGCAAUUGUUCAACAAUAUUUCGGCUGCAAAACUACGAAACGCGACCUCCUGAUAACUACAAAUAUGGCAACAGAUCGUGACCAAGAACAGGACUUGCAGAAUAUUCUGAAUCCGUCAAACCAAGAUGAUAACCAGGCACAGGAUAGUCUGGAACAAAAGACUAUCAACACUGGGACAGAGCUACUAGGCCACAGCCUGCCGACAAAUCAAGGCAACACUGAACAGCCAGAGACAUCACUAUCACCUAGUCAAGACAAUGCCACAUCCUCAACUUUACGGCCAAGGAAACACACUCAUCGACAAACAAUUGAUGUCAAGCCGUUUCCAAACCGAAUCGAAGGUUCUAAAAUACCUGACUUUGACAAGACCCCUCAACAUUUCCUUGACCAUGGAGAAUGCGAUAUUAAGAAUCGCAUUAAUCAGACAAUAGAUAAGUCGAUAAAUCAGAAUCUUACUCAAUUGCAUUCAGAAAUUGGCUUAAAAGUGGAGCCGGAACAGGUCAAGACGAUGCCACAGGACUAUAAAUCGAUUUAUAUUAACUCACCUAGUAAGCUACCUGUAUGGAACAUGUCUCGUUACCGGGAAUGUUAUCCUAAGCAGGGUGAGGACUUUGGAAUCACUAAAACGACCAGGUCUACGGAACAGAUCAACAUCAAGGCGGCUAAGCCCAUUCUGCUGCCAGGAGAUCCACCAAUAUCGUUCUUUGGCAAGACUUUAUCCCCAAUACCUGAGGAGAUGUAUAAAUAUCCUGACAUUUCAACAGAGCACAAGGACGAGUCAAACCCUAUACCCAAAAAUGAGGAAGAGCCAGAGAAGUAGGUUUUUCUACCAGGAGGAGGAAGACAAAUCGAAUCCAUGUAUGGUUUAUUUAAGAAUUUGGUUAAAUAUGUUAAAUUAAUGAAU
Molecule: messenger RNA, 952 nt
Organism: Drosophila serrata
Lineage: Eukaryota; Metazoa; Arthropoda; Insecta; Diptera; Drosophilidae
Source: RefSeq, a predicted model, not a curated record